Messenger RNA from Drosophila novamexicana, 1419 nucleotides. Its product is annotated as ATPase family AAA domain-containing protein 1. Gene Ontology annotation, molecular function: ATP binding; ATP hydrolysis activity. The transcript has a single exon. The coding region runs from base 65 to 1216 and encodes 383 amino acids. NCBI's taxonomy places the organism in Eukaryota, Metazoa, Arthropoda, Insecta, Diptera, Drosophilidae. The record is from RefSeq and is a predicted model, not a curated record. Gene Ontology annotation, cellular component: mitochondrial outer membrane.
AAAUUUGUUGCAUUGUACCAGCUGUCAAGCUGUCCCCUAAUCUCGUCUUGUAAGAUUUGUGCACAUGUAUUUUAAUAAUAAUUAUAAAUUGACAAUGGAGGCGACCCAGAGGUCAGGCUGUCAAAUUGUGACGCAGCUGGUGAGAAUUGGCAUUGUUGCAGCAGUUACCUAUUACUGCGCCAAGUGGCUAAUCAGCUCCAUAGAUCCGACUAACAAGGCCAAAAAGAAGGCCAAGGAAUUGGCCCAGAUACAGUUGAAGAAACUGAACGAUAUGACGGGCAAGGGACAAGGCAAACUGAAGCUAAACGAUUUCAAUUGCUAUGAACUGAUGAUAGCCUCGCACCUGAUUGCGCCGACAGACAUCGAUGUCAGCUGGUCGGAUAUUGCCGGCCUGGACACUGUUAUACAGGAGCUACGCGAAUCAGUUGUGUUGCCGGUGCGUCACAGCGAUCUUUUCCAACGCUCACAACUUUGGCGGCCGCCAAAGGGUGUGCUGCUCUAUGGACCGCCCGGCUGUGGCAAGACAUUGAUAGCCAAGGCAAUGGCCAAGGAGGCGUGCAUGCGUUUCAUCAAUUUGGAUGUGGCAGUGCUCACGGACAAAUGGUAUGGCGAAUCCCAGAAACUGGCCACAGCAGUCUUUACGCUGGCCCACAAGCUGCAACCGUGCAUUAUAUUUAUCGAUGAAAUCGAAUCGUUUUUGCGCAUGCGCGCCACUGGGGAUCAUGAGGCGACGGCCAUGAUGAAGACACAGUUCAUGAUGCUGUGGGAUGGACUGAUUAGCAGCACCAGCUGUUCGGUGCUUGUGCUGGGCGCCACAAAUCGCCCACAGGAUUUGGACAAGGCCAUAUUGCGACGCAUGCCCGCACAGUUUCACAUAGGACCGCCGCUUGAGUGUCAACGUUUGGCAAUACUACAGGUGAUAUUGCAGCACGAGCAGCUGCAUUCGUCUGUCGAUCUGAAACGUUUGGCCAAUCUGACGCCUGGCUAUUCAGGCUCCGAUCUGCGGGAGCUGUGCCGGCAUGCCAGCAUCUAUCGUAUGCGUCAGUUUAUGCGCGAUAUAAUGGUCAAGGAGGGGAGCGUCAUGGACGAGCAGCUGCUGGACGAUAGCGAGCUGGUCAUCAGCAUGGAUGACUUAUUGAAAUCUUUGGUCACCAUGAACAUGUCCAAGCUACAAACAGGCAACACUUAUUUGGCUAAAAAUAUCGAUCUGGACUAAAUAAUACACAAAGAAAAAAAAAUUAGGAUAUUCUUAAUCAACAUUUUUGGAACAUUUGCCGUUUGACGGAAUCGCCUGAUUUGAUUAAUCUGCUGAGCCAGACGAAUUGUUUUCAAAAUCUUGACCUUAGGUAUUGUGAUAAUUGUCCAGUGCUUUUCAUAAAUUAUAGUCAAAAAUUAUGUGCUUUGAAAGUUUAUAUAUUA